This is a messenger RNA of Asparagus officinalis (garden asparagus), 668 nucleotides long. Its product is annotated as peptidyl-tRNA hydrolase 2, mitochondrial-like. The coding region runs from base 31 to 474 and encodes 147 amino acids. Gene Ontology annotation, molecular function: peptidyl-tRNA hydrolase activity. NCBI's taxonomy places the organism in Eukaryota, Viridiplantae, Streptophyta, Magnoliopsida, Asparagales, Asparagaceae. The record is from RefSeq and is a predicted model, not a curated record. The transcript is spliced from 7 exons. Gene Ontology annotation, cellular component: cytosol; mitochondrion.
CUCUGAUCCCGCGGCGUCCCGAGCACGGCGAUGGUGGAGGUCCAUGGACAGGUUCAGGGAUCCAAGGGGAAUAAGAAGAGGAAUAAGCCUGCGCUUGAGAUUGAGAACCUUGCUGAGAUUCUUGAGGAUUUCAAGAUGGUGCUUGUGGUGAGGAAUGACUUGAAGAUGGGAAAAGGAAAGAUUGCUGCACAAUGCAGCCAUGCUACUCUGGGUUUGUAUAAAAAGCUUCACAACAGAGCCCCGAAAGCAUUAAGCAGGUGGGAAAUGUGCGGACAGGUUAAAGUUGUUUUAAAAAUUGAUAGCGAGGAAGACAUGCUUUUAUUACAGGAAAGAGCAAAGUCAUUGAUGUUACCAACCCAUGUGACAAUUGAUGCUGGAAGGACACAAAUUGCCCCAAAUUCAAGGACGGUGAUGGCUAUACUAGGACCAGCUGAUGUGGUCGACGAUGUAACUGGUGGCCUAAAGCUCUUGUGAUCUUACGCUGCCCACUCAGCACUGAUUGAUGAAAGAAUAUAGGAUUUAUCCUUUACAAUUCAAGUUACAUCUCAGAGUACAUUUCUGUAAACUCCUUUUUUUUGCUCUUCAUUAAUCAAAAUGUUCAAUUUGCUCAUGCUACUAAGUAAAAGAGCUAAUAUAUGGAAAGCUACUUUGUUUGAUUGUUUGGAUUA